GCCAACACCCCUCCUGCCCUUUGCAGCCUCUAGGUUGGACAGUGGGCUGUGGGUGAGUGCAGAGGCUGCCUGGAUGAGGUCCAUCCUGGCCGCUGGUCUGUACCUCUCCCCUUCUUGGCAGGCCCUCUCUAACCUCCAUCUUUGCCAAGCCCUUCCACCGCCCCAAGGUGCUGCCCACUCCCUCUGGCUGCCUUGUUUGGUCAUAGUCUGUUUCUUAUCCGUCUUUCUCUGAGUUUGUCUUUCCCAUCAGGUGGUGAUCCCCAGAAGGGAGGGCUAAAGAGGGACUGAAGAAUUUUAUUUCUGGUUUUAUAGUGGAGAAAGCAUGGUGCCUGGCCCUGUUUCUUAGGGAAUAUCUCUGGAGUAAAAAUAACAACAGCUAUAUUCCUUCAGUGAUUCCUGCUUGCCCAGCCCUGCUUUGAGUGAUUUACCUGGAUGGAUCCUUUAAGCCUCACAAUAACUGAGUUACUGUUAUUAUCUCCAUUUACAUGUACAAACUAGGCAGAGAGAAGUUAACUGACUUGUUCCAGUCACACAGGUGGGAAGUUGCAGCACUGUUUAGGUUACUUUUAGCCAUUGCACUAAACAGCCUUCAAUGGAAAAUGGAUCUAAGGACUAUAUUUUCCUGGUGGCCUAGGAGGCAAGUGAAGCUGAGCUGGCUGUUCCAGAAUGAACCAUAGCCCUGAGAAGGGGAAGUAGCUACCCAGCUGGUUCUCUGCUAUGGCCUGUGAACCUCAGAUGGGCCCUGGUGGGGCGGCUGGCCCCUUGCCCACCUCUCCUGGCUGGAGUGCCCUGCCUGUGGGGAGCCCUCCUGGCUGGGGGCAAGAGCUCCGCAACGGCCAGGUCCUCACGGUUCUCCGGAUUGACAACACUUGUGCACCCAUCGCCUUUGAUCUGGGAGCCGCAGAGGAGCAGCUGCAGACCUGGGGCAUUCAGGUCCCAGUUGACCAGUACAGGAGUUUGGCUGAGAGUGCCCUCUUGGAGCCCCAAGUGAGAAGAUACAUCAUCUAUAACUCCAGGCCCAUGCGGCUGGCCUUCGCUGUGGUUUUCUAUGUGGUGGUCUGGGCCAACAUCUACUCCACCAGCCAGAUGUUUGCCCUGGGGAACCACUGGGUGGGCGUGCUGCUCGUGACCCUGGCGGCGUUGAGCCUGACCCUGACUCUCAUGCUCAUCUUCGAGAGGCACCAGAGGAAGGCCAACACCAACACGGACCUAAGGCUGGCAGCUGCCAACAGAGCCCUGCUGCGCCACCGGGUGCUGCUGGGGGUGACGGACACGGUGGAAGGCUGCCAGAGCGUGAUUCAGCUCUGGUUUGUCUACUUUGACCUGGAGAAUUGUAUGCAGUUUUUGUCUGAACAUGUUCAAGAAAUGAAGGCCAGCCAAGAGUCCUUGCUGAGAAGCAGGUUGAGCCAGCUGUGUGUGGUCAUGGAGACUGGGGUGAGCCCCACCGGGAUGGUGGAGGAGGCUGAGAACCUGCUGGAGGACGCUCCUCUCCUGCCCAGCGGCCCUCAACCCACACAGAGGCCACUCGUGCAGACUGAGCUUUACCAGCUCGUUCCUGAGGCUGAGCCAGAGGAGAUGGCCCAGCAGCUGCUGGCAGUGUUUGGCGGCUACUAUAUCCGGCUCCUGGUGACCUCCCAGCUCCCCCAGGCAGCGGGGACACGACACAUAGACUCUCCAAGGGUUCCGUGCCCCUGCCAACUCAUAGAAGCCCACAUCCUGGGCACAGGGUGCUGCCCAUUCCUGGCCAGGUGACCUAGGGAUGAAGGUAUUCAUCUUCCUCCAAGACUGAAGUUGAGAAGUUAGGGAGGCCUCAGGAACCCAAGGUGGCUGAUGGCAAGCCCUAGGCGAGGAGAGAAGCAUCUGGGGCACUCUGAGGGUAUCAGUCACGUCAGUAGCUGGAUGUCGUGCUCACUCCAGGACCCUGCACAAAAAUGGCUGUUGACAUUCCAUGAUGACCCCAGGCCUUUUCAGAAGCUGCGAUGGUUGCCGAGCUGGUCCCAGCUACAAGCUACUCUCCAUGCUGCUUGGAACUGUGGGCCUGGAUGGAAGGAUCACUCUGCCAUCUGGUUCAUUGUCUGGCAGCCCAGCAAAUGUGAAGAUGACCAGACUGGGCCAGACGUGUCCAAAGUUUGACCUCAGAUGAUGUUCCCAUCUGAAACCCCUCGUGUCAGUUGGGGAAACGGAGGCUCUGGGAGGAUGAUGCUCCAUGUGGCAUUGCCUUGGGUCUCUACAAAGACAAGACCGCCUCUUCCCAAGCUGAAAAAAAGAAGUAAAGUCUCAGAAUGUUCUCCUUUGUAGUUUUCUUCUGUAUUUAAGGAGAAACUGAUACCUGUGCUUGUUGUCCGCUGGUACACAGGCUUCCAGGAGACAGGAAAGAAACAAAUAGCACAUAACUGUUAACAGGACUAUUUGGAGGAGACCCAUUUUGUCUGAUUUGGGGACUUAUUUUGUUCAAAGGCAUGUGUGCCUGUGGUUGUACUGCAGAUGUAGAGCAGUCCCAUUUCCUGACUCUGUCAGUGUCCUGGAGUGAAGCAUCAUCUGUCACUUGUGGAGUUCCAUAAAGAGCUCAGAGGCUUCCAGGUUCUCUGCUCCUGAAUAAGUUUGAAGACUCAUUAUUCCAUAGACCCAAAGCCAAGACCUCUAGUCUGGUAUUGAAAGACUCCCCAGUCCCAGGAUCUGGCCUUCAUCUGUAAUUUGGCCUCAUCUCCCACAAAAUAAAAAGGUUUAUAAAUUGAAACCUU
Miniopterus natalensis is the source of this 2741-nucleotide messenger RNA. RefSeq names its product transmembrane protein 268 (gene TMEM268). The record is from RefSeq and is a predicted model, not a curated record. NCBI's taxonomy places the organism in Eukaryota, Metazoa, Chordata, Mammalia, Chiroptera, Miniopteridae.